AUGGAGCGGCUACACAUAGACAUCCUUGGUCCAUUCACGCCAAGUGAUAAGAACAACGUCUAUGUUCUGAGCAUGAUUGAUCAGUUCACCAAGUGGAUAGAAUGUGCCGCCUUACCUCAACAGAAUGCGCAGGUGGUGGCAGAAGAACUGUUAGUCCGCUUCAUAACCACUUUCGGAUGUCCACUUCAUCUACACUCUGACAGAGGGCGUCAGUUUGAGGGACAGUUAUUCCAGGAGUUGUGUCGAGUUUUAGAAAUCACCAAGACCCGGACAACCCCUUACCACCCUUCCGGGAAUGGACAAGUUGAACGUUAUAAUCAAGUGAUCCUCCAAAUGAUAAGGUGUUUUGUGGAAGGGAACGUGACUUCCUGGGAUGAGGAGCUGCCACUUUUAACCAUGGCAUUGCAUGCAACCGUCCAUAGACAGACUGGAUUCACCCCAAACCGCUUGAUGUUAGGACGGGAGGUUCAUCUGCCUAUAGAUCUCAUUUUAGGCACGUUCAAACGAGGUUUAGUAACUCCGCCGGUUUGGGUUAAAGACCUUCAGAGGAAACUUACGGAAGUUCAUCUCCUUGCCAGGGAGGCACUUAAGAGUUCUCAGAAACGUCAAAAGAGGGAUUAUGAUGUGAAGUUGCUUAAGUCCACUUUUCAUCCUGGGGAUGUGGUAUACCGAGUGAACGAUGCAAGUGCCUUAGGUGUUGGUAGAAAGCUGAAGCCCCCGUGGGCAGGCCCUUACCUGGUGACGGAGUUCCGCCCUCCUAUCUACAGAAUAAGAUUUCCAAAGCGAGAAACUUUUGUUCAUCAUAACAAGCUGAAGUUGUGUCACGACCGGACUCUGCCUGUCUGGCUAAAGAGAGUCAGACAUGAGUUAUUGAACUCACAUCUCGACCCAAGCAGUGAGGGAGAACCACAUGAACCAGGAGCGGGGGAUCCCGGAGCGACAGAGGAUGCGUCGACCACAGACAAACAGCGAGACUCUGAAAAUAGACAAGAAAGACAAGAUGGUGAGAGGGAUGGUUCCGACCAGGAGUUGAGGGAACUUUUGGAACAGAGUGAAGUGCUAGAGGAAUGUGACGGAUCAUUGGACGACAGAGGCGACCAACAACUUCCUAAUUUUGAUGAGGGUGGCCUUUCAGAUGAUAGCGCCGAUCGAUUACUUCAACACUUGGAAGGUUGUGAGCUCCCACGAAGUGACCACAAGGCAUGGUCGUAA
Lineus longissimus is the source of this 1212-nucleotide messenger RNA. RefSeq lists its product as uncharacterized. Gene Ontology annotation, molecular function: nucleic acid binding. Lineage: Eukaryota; Metazoa; Nemertea; Pilidiophora; Heteronemertea; Lineidae. Gene Ontology annotation, biological process: DNA integration. The transcript has a single exon. Bases 1 to 1212 code for a protein of 403 amino acids. The record is from RefSeq and is a predicted model, not a curated record.